UAAACCACUGGGAAAAAAAAAAAAAAAAUUAUCAAAACAAAGGGAGCAAAUGUUGCAGAAACCUUCUCUGUGAAAAAGAAAAAUCUGACACUUUCUCUCUCUAAUAAUAAAGCUUCUUUCUUUACUUGUUCUCUUGGGUAUAAAAGGACACCGAAAAUAAUGGCGGUUGUGCUUUGAUUGAUUGGAGCAGAGAGAGGAGAGAGAAAAGAGAGAGAGAGAGAGAGUAAAGCAAUAGUGGCAAGGCCACCAAGCAAGCAGUAGAGAAGUACCGACUCUACUAAGAACACAACUACACACCACCACCGCUUCCAGACCCAUCAAGCAAGUCACUUUGUGUUUCCAUUACUGGAAAAAUUUGAAUCAAAACCCAACUCUUGGUUUCUAUAUUUGCACAUGUUCUAGUUGAAAACAGUAUCUGUGUCUCUGUUCUGUGCUAGGCUAGUUCAUCACAUAGCUCUGUUUUUUUUUCUUAGAGAAUAAUGUGUAGGCUGUGUGCUUGAUGGAGCUUUCAUUUGGGUUUUUCAUUGCCUGAGAUCUAGUGCUUUCUGGGUUUCAUGGUGGCAUAGGCUUUGGGGGUUCUGAGGCUGAGAUCUGAUGCUUCUUUCAGCAGUGUUGGGUUUUUAGGCUGGUGGGUUUUUCUGGGGUUUGCUGUAAAUGCUUGGUUUUUGAGACUGGUUAAGUGGGUUGUGUAAAGUUUUGAUUUUGAAGCUGUGAUUCUUGAGGGUCAGUUUCAGAGGUGGAGGAGGGGGUUUCAAAUGUUGAGGCUUUUUUAUUGAAGGUUGUGGAAUGAGGUCUCUGAUUAAAGGUUGGACAUUCUGGGGGGUGGGGGUGAGGUUGAUCAGGUGCGAAUGAGGCUGAAAGCGAUCGUGUUUUGUAGUGAAACCGGUUUCGGUUGAAGAUUUAGUAGUUGGGUCCUUAUGGUUUGCUUUGCAUGAAUGUGAAGCUUCCUGCUUUUUGUAAAGUUGUGCAUCAAGUGUUUUCCUUUGCUGGGAUUUGAAUGGGGUUUUGUGUGGUGAAGAUAUGAUAUUGUGUGGUGAAAAGAAAGGAGGUGAAGAAAGGGAUUAUUCAGGGGUUUUUGGGUGAAUUUUUGUGUUAAGUUAUUGUGAUUAAGACCUGGUUUAAAUACUUUUUGAAGCUCUCCAAAGAUGAGGCUCUCUUCUGCUGGCUUUAGUCCUCAACCCCAGGAAGGGGAAAAGAGAGUUUUGAAUUCUGAACUUUGGCAUGCUUGUGCCGGUCCCCUUGUUUGUCUACCUGCUGUUGGUAGCCGUGUAGUUUAUUUUCCUCAAGGUCACAGUGAACAGGUUGCUGCAUCAACCAACAAGGAAGUGGAUGCCCAUAUUCCUAACUACCCAAGCUUAACUCCACAACUUAUCUGUCAACUCCACAAUGUGACAAUGCAUGCAGAUGUCGAGACAGAUGAAGUAUAUGCGCAAAUGACCUUACAACCGCUAAAUCCACAAGAGCAAAAGGACGGCUACCUUCCAGCAGGAUUAGGCAGCCCUAACAAACAGCCUACAAACUAUUUCUGUAAAACUUUGACAGCCAGUGACACUAGUACCCAUGGUGGUUUUUCUGUUCCUCGCCGGGCUGCUGAAAAAGUGUUUCCUCCAUUGGACUUCUCCCAACAACCACCAGCACAAGAGUUAAUUGCAAGGGAUCUGCAUGAUAAUGAAUGGAAGUUUAGACACAUAUUUCGCGGCCAGCCCAAAAGGCAUCUCCUUACUACAGGGUGGAGUGUGUUUGUAAGUGCUAAAAGACUGGUUGCUGGAGAUUCAGUUCUUUUCAUCUGGAACGAAAAAAAUCAACUACUCCUUGGUAUCCGGCGAGCUAACCGACCACAAACUGUGAUGCCUUCAUCCGUUUUAUCAAGUGAUAGCAUGCACUUGGGACUUCUUGCCGCUGCAGCUCAUGCAGCUUCAACAAAUAGUCGUUUCACCAUAUUUUAUAAUCCAAGGGCUAGUCCAUCAGAGUUUGUCAUUCCCCUGGCCAAGUACAUUAAAGCAGUCUAUCAUACUUGUAUUUCUGUUGGCAUGCGUUUUAGGAUGCUGUUUGAAACAGAGGAAUCAAGUGUCCGCCGCUACAUGGGAACCAUAACUGGCAUAAGUGACCUAGAUGCUGCUCGUUGGCCUAAUUCACACUGGCGUUCAGUCAAGGUGGGCUGGGACGAAUCCACAGCUGGGGAGAGGCAGCCAAGAGUGUCCCUGUGGGAGAUUGAACCAUUAACAACAUUUCCCAUGUAUCCAUCUCCGUUCCCCCUUAGGCUUAAGCGGCCAUGGCCACCUGGACUACCCUCUUUUACUGGAAUGAGGGAAGAUGACCUUAGCAUGAAUACUCCACUUAUGUGGCUUCGAGGAGAUACUGGAGACCGUGGAAUCCAAUCUCUGAACUAUCAUGGCAUUGGGGUCACACCAUGGAUGCAACCAAGGCUUGAUGCUUCUAUGAUUGGGUUGCAGACAGACAUGUACCAGGCUAUGGCUGCUGCUGCCCUUCAGGAGAUGAGGGCCGUAGAUCCUUCCAAAUCGCUACAUACGUCCCUUCUGCAGUUUCAGCAAACCCAAAACCUCCCCAGCAGGUCUGCUGCCUUGAUGCAGCCCCAGAUGGUGCAAGAGUCUCAACCUCAACCAGCCUUCCUUCAAGGUGUUCAAGAAAACCAUCGUCAGUCACAUUCUCAGACUCCAACUCAGUCGCACCUGCAGCAUCAAUUGCAGCACCAAAACUCAUUCAGUAACCAACAGCAGCAGCUACUUGAUCAUCAGCAGAUUCCAAGUGCUGUCUCUUCCAUGAAUCAUUUUGCUUCUGCUUCUCAAUCCCAGUCACCAUCUUUGCAAGUUAUCACGUCACUAUGUCAACAGCAGAGCUUUUCUGAUUCAAAUGGGAACCCUGCAACCAGCACCAUCUUAUCUCCCUUGCAGAGUCUCAUGGGUUCAUUUUCGCAGGAUGAAUCUUCCAACCUGCUCAACAUGCCUAGAACUAAUUCAUUAAUAUCAUCUUCUGGCUGGCCAUCUAAGCGAGCGGCAAUUGAACCUCUUCUUUCAUCUGGAGUUUCUCAAUGUGUUCUUCCCCAGGUGGAACAGUUGGGACCUCCGCAAACUACCAUCUCUCAGAAUCCUAUUUCAUUGCCACCCUUUCCAGGGAGAGAGUGCUCAAUAGACCAAGAAGGAAGCACCGAUCCUCAAACCCAUCUUUUAUUUGGUAUCAAUAUAGAAUCUUCACCUCUCCUCAUGCAGAAUGGGAUGUCAAACCUUAGAGGAGUUGGCAGCGAUAGUGAUUCUACAACAAUACAUUUUCCUUCUAAUUAUAUGAGCACUACAGGAACUGAUUUCUCACUCAAUCCAGCAGUUACACCUUCCAGUUGCAUUGACGAAUCAGGUUUCCUGCAGCCUUCAGAAAACGUGGGCCAUGAAAACCCACCAAAUGGAAAUUUUGUUAAGGUUUACAAGUCAGGGUCCUUCGGGAGGUCAUUAGAUAUUACCAAGUUCAGCAGCUACCAUGAGCUGCGUAGUGAGCUUGCUCGUAUGUUUGGCCUUGAAGGCGAGUUGGAGGACCCUGUGAGAUCAGGCUGGCAGCUUGUAUUUGUUGAUCGGGAGAAUGAUGUUCUUCUCCUCGGGGAUGACCCCUGGCCGGAGUUUGUAAAUAGUGUGUGGUGCAUCAAAAUACUCUCACCACAAGAAGUGCAGCAAAUGGGAAAACGAGGCCUAGAACUUCUGAAGUCUGUCCCAAUGCAGAGGCUCUCCGGCAAUAGUUGUGAUGAAUAUGGAGGAAGCCGGCAGGACUCGAGAAAUUUGAGUAGUGGGAUAACUUCGGUGGGAUCACUCGAGUACUGAAGUACUUAACCAGUUAAGAUAUCAUUCUCUCAAUCAAUAUUCUGUAAUAUUUGCAUCUCUUUCGACCCUUUUAUUAAGAGUUGGAAGGACGCCUAAUACUAGCUUAAAAGCUUAGUUUAUAUAUAAGCUAAUACUGUAAUUAAAUGGUACUUAUAUUUCUUUUGGUAUUUCCCUCUGUCGAAAUACAUACAAUACAUAUAUGUAUUAGGAGAUUAAUGUUUGUGAAAAUAGCCUCAAUAUAUUGCAAUCUAUUUCUGA
Molecule: messenger RNA, 4082 nt
Organism: Rosa rugosa (rugosa rose)
Lineage: Eukaryota; Viridiplantae; Streptophyta; Magnoliopsida; Rosales; Rosaceae
Product: auxin response factor 6
Exons: 14
Coding region: 1146-3824 (892 amino acids)
Biological process (GO): regulation of DNA-templated transcription; response to hormone
Cellular component (GO): nucleus
Molecular function (GO): protein binding; DNA binding
Source: RefSeq, a predicted model, not a curated record